This is a messenger RNA of Zophobas morio, 1538 nucleotides long. Its product is annotated as DNA primase large subunit-like. The record is from RefSeq and is a predicted model, not a curated record. The coding region runs from base 51 to 1475 and encodes 474 amino acids. Gene Ontology annotation, cellular component: alpha DNA polymerase:primase complex. Lineage: Eukaryota; Metazoa; Arthropoda; Insecta; Coleoptera; Tenebrionidae. Gene Ontology annotation, biological process: DNA replication, synthesis of primer; DNA replication initiation. The transcript is spliced from 14 exons.
UGUUAAAAACACACAGCCAUCUUUAUGCUUUAAUUUGGACUCUUAUAAAUAUGCAAGCGAUUGAAAGAAGAAUUAAAUCUAAACUCUCUGGAAAAAUUGUGGAUUUAAAGCGAUAUCCCCUUCGCGUUCAAAUGUAUGAGCUUCCCCCUUCGGAAGAAAUUGACAUGGAGGAAUUUGAAAAUUUGGGUUGGGGACGUUUAAAAUUACUAAAAGCAGUCGAAAAUUCAAAAAUUCGUUUUGCUAAAUCGGAGGAGCAAAAGAGAUCAAUUGAAGAAGCUUGUAAUAAAUACUUCCCUCUCUCUCAUUUAUACAACGCGAACGACGAAAAAGUUUACGAGGAGAGAAGAAGGGAUCACAUCUCUCACUUUAUACUGAAACUUGCUUUUUGCAGAAGUGAAGAACUAAGAAGGCGGUUCUUAACAUUGGAAACCGAGUUAUUUCGCUUUCGUUUAUCUAAUGAAGAUAGCGAGAGCAUUACCAGUUUUCUCUUACAUAACAAUCUUUAUUAUAAUAAGAUUUUGUUGGAGGAGAAAAUGGCUUUAAGUAAAGAGCUAAAAAGUGUGGCUAACAAAGCUUUUAGCCGGGAAUCUUUUGAUGCUACCGAUAUUUACAAACUGCGCUUUGAACAAGCCAUCGAUCUCGUACGCGGCCGGCGCGUUUUUUUGAAAGGGGGUUUUGCCUAUGUUCCUAAAAAAGACUUGAUCACUAUUGUAGCUGCUGAGUUUCGUCAGGCUCUUUCGGAGUCGCUUACGCUUGCAGCAAAGAGUCUUCCGCUCCUCGAGGAAAACGACCGCAUUCUGCCCUUUCUCAAAACUUUAGGAGAGUGUGACACUUCUAACGAUUACCGGCCGAAAGAAGUGUCUUCCUCUAUCACAGCAGACGACGUCAAUGAUCUCGUGAAGCAUUUUCCUCUGUGCAUGAGCCAUCUUCACCACUGCCUUCGUCGGGACCACCACUUGAAGCACUGGGGUCGCUUGCAGUACCGUCUCUUUUUAAAGUGGAUCGGCCUGUCCGUAGAAGAAGCCAUUAAGUUUUGGAAAAAAGAACUUCUCAGGGUCAUGCCGCUGAAGAAGUUUGAAGGAGAGCAUCUGUACGGCGUUCGGCAUACCUACGGAAAAGAAGGGAAGCACUUGAACUACUCUGCUUACAGUUGUCACAAGAUAAUCACUACCAAUCCCCCGGCCUCAGGGGACCACCACGGCUGCCCUUUUAAGCAUUUCGACGCCAUUAAUUUGCGCACGCUUCUUCUCCAGGGGAAAAUAUCCAGUGUACAGGUUGAGGAGAUCCUUAAAUUAGUAAAAGAAAAGCACUAUCAAGUUGCCUGCACCCGCUUUUUUGAGGCCGUUCACAAGGUUGAGCACCCUUCUUUAACCAUUAUACACCCCAAUCAGUUUUAUGAAGAAAGUUUGGCCGUAAAAGGUUUACAUUCAGGUACUCCUUUUCAAAGCAACUCAAUAUCAGCUAAAGAGACUUAAGGGAAUGUGGAAUGCUUAAGCAUUGAACUUAGGGUAAUUUUUGUAGUAUUUACGGAAUCGUGU